Messenger RNA from Adelges cooleyi (spruce gall adelgid), 717 nucleotides. RefSeq names its product multiple inositol polyphosphate phosphatase 1-like. The coding region runs from base 1 to 717 and encodes 238 amino acids. Lineage: Eukaryota; Metazoa; Arthropoda; Insecta; Hemiptera; Adelgidae. The record is from RefSeq and is a predicted model, not a curated record. Gene Ontology annotation, molecular function: acid phosphatase activity; inositol phosphate phosphatase activity. The transcript is spliced from 4 exons.
AUGUUGGCGAGGCAUGCAACGAGAACUCCAAGUAGGACAUUUUCUACAAAAAAACUACCGAAACUGAUAGAAUUGAAAAGCAAAAUUACCAAAAGUCCUACGUUAAGUGAAAGAGAUUUCCAAGCCAUAAAAAAUUGGGCAACAACGAUUGACAUUACUGGCCACAGAAGCUUAACCCCAAAAGGCCGAGAUGAAAUGAAAGGACUGGCAAUAAGAGUUCGUGAAGCUUUUCCAAAUCUAUUCGAACGGCAGUACGACCCCGACGUUUAUAAAGUGUUGUCUACAAAGAGUGAGCGGUGUGUAAUUUCGGGCAAAGUAUUUAUGGAAAAUGUUCUUAAUGAUGAAGCUAUCCCCGAAUUACCUAUAUGUGACAAUACGGAUAUCCUUCUAACCUUGGAAGGUAUGAUGAAAGACGACGAGGAAUACGAUGAUGUACAAGCAUAUAUUAAAGAUCAAGAGAAAGAAUUCAAGGGAGGCCCUCACAUGGCUGGUGUCGUGCAAAGGGUUGCGGCCAAAUUGGGCAUAGAUUCUGAAGAACUUAACCCUGAGAUCAUAACCACCAUGUACGAGGCGAGUGCCUACGAAUAUUCUAAUGACGAAAGUGUGGUUCCAGCUUGGUACAAUGUGUUCUGCCCAGAUGACCUUGAAGUAAGCAAAUAUAGUAGACAAGUGAUUGUCAUGAACCGUAAGCAUUUGUUGAUUUUGAUUCGGUUGUAG